This is a messenger RNA of Chelonia mydas (Green sea turtle), 1915 nucleotides long. RefSeq names its product phospholipase A2 inhibitor and Ly6/PLAUR domain-containing protein. Bases 181 to 1002 code for a protein of 273 amino acids. The transcript is spliced from 7 exons. Lineage: Eukaryota; Metazoa; Chordata; Testudines; Cheloniidae. The record is from RefSeq and is a predicted model, not a curated record.
CUUUGGACUAUAGAGAGAGGAAAGGGGCCGUGCUAGACAGGUUAGUGCAUCUCUUCAAUUUUACAGAGAACUUGGAGGUGAACGGAAUCACUGUGUGGCUGAAGGCAGAGCUCGCUGUGUCAGCCGGGACAAGGCCCCGUUCGGCUCCGAGCCCAGCCCCGUGGGCCUGCCAGCACCAGGAUGGUUUCCUUCCUCCUCUGCCUUCUCCCUGCUCUCCUAGCUACAACGAGUGCACAAAUUAGCCCACCUGCGACCCUGACGUGUAAGACGUGCUUUGGUGAAACAAAGGAAUGCAGUUUUGUUCCAGGGACCUGCCAAGACAACAAGGCUACUGGUGGCUGCCUCUCUGUGGCAGAAGUUGUUAAACUGGAUGGGACCCAGUACACGUUCUUCUACAAAGAGUGUCUAAAUACCUAUAAAAGUGACAUAGAAGUCCCCAUCUCGUUCACUGUUGGGAAUGGCCAGUAUGUGAGGAUCAACACCACACGAUGCAGCAACGCAGAUAACUGUAACUCGGGCACACUGGAAGUGCCCACGGGGAGCACCACCAAGAACGGGCUGCAGUGCCCCACCUGCUUUGCUCUGAACUUCACUGUCUGCAACAGCUCCAUCACCCCUUGUACCGGGGACCAGACCUACUGCCUGGAUUUCACUGGGUUUCUAAAGAAAGGUCCAUCUUCUUCGCCAUUUCAAGCGAAAGGCUGCGCUACUGAGUCUGUGAAUGACAUUAAAUCCGGAGACAGCCUGAAUUCUGCAGUCUACGGGUUCGUGUUCACAGAGGCGACCUCCAAACCUGCAGAGAAAACACCCACCCCCCAGAAAACAACCACCACCACCAAAACAACCACCACCACCAAAACAACCACCACCACCAAAGCAACCCCUGCCACCAAAACAACCCCGGCCACCACCAGCGGAGCCAGCCCAGCUCUGGGGAAAUUCUCCUUUGCCCUCUACCUGCCUGGCCUGACUGGGCUGCUGCUGGUGAAGCUGCUCUCCUGACCCCCUGCCCUGCAUGGGCCAUGCAGCACCUGGUGCCUGCACACGGGAGCCCAAUCUAUGAGUCCUAUGUUAAUUCUAUUGAUUACUUACGAAGCCCCAGCGAUCACUGGGAGGUCUGACAGGUUCUGGUCCCUAGAUCCGUCCCAGCUUUAUUAAAAUUGCCGUUCAGCUGGGAACCCCGAUGGGGCCGGUCGCAGCCCUCGCACUGGAGGAACCUUCUGUUUCUAAUUGUUGAUCAACACCCGGUAGCAGCAUCCCACAUGCUUCAGCCCGGCCCGGGGACAGCGAUCCCGCAGAAUGUCCGUCUGCCCAUCCCCGCCCACCGCCCCUUGCGGAACAACCGGAAUCGUUAGCCAUUGUGUUCCUCCUCACCAUCACCUUCCUCAGCGUCCUCCAUGUCCCCCAAACGCUACAUCCCGCUUGCCCCCUGCCCACAGGCUGGGGUAACACUUUUAACGCCACUGUGCCUAACGCCUAUUCCGUAGGGGGUUCUCCCCUCCUCCUUAUCUGUCUCUCCUCACCCUGCUGAUGUCAGGGUCCCUUCUCCUGUAGGUUAGGAUGUUACUGAUUUCAACUUAUUAUCACACAUGUCAAUUCCUUGCCAUGGCCAGCCUGUGGUCAGACAUCUGCAGAUGUUCCCAUCCUACAGCAUCCCAAAGCCGGCGUUAGCUCACGUCCCUGUGGCUGGCUGGUGUCGUUAUGGACAAACCUCCCCUUUAAAAACUCUGUUCCCAAUCCCCCCAAAUUUAGGGACGACCAUUGGGCCAUUUAUCUGUGCCAAAGUUCAUAGGCCCCAAGCCUUACGUUAUGUUCCGGUUACCCAUUGCUGAGCCGCAUAAGAAUUUGCUUGCCUUUCUGUGUAUGUGUGUGUGUAAAUAUAUAUAAUCUGUAUUAAAAAUCUACAUUCCAAGAA